AGCAACUUAAAAACGUCUUAUGCUUGAGUGAAAAAAUAAAACCCUAGUAGCAGCAGCUCCUCCCCCUCAACGCUUAGAUCUACAUUGUCCAACCAAGUUUUUCCGUUUGUCCGCCAGUUUUUGUUUGGUUGCUGAGAAGUGGAUAUUACACCAAGUUUUCGUUCAUCAUCCCUCCAUUGAUUUUAGUUUCUCUGAUUUCUUUUGGGAGAUGAUUUCACUCUCUCUCUGUGAUUUCCGUUGAUUUCUAUUUAUUUGAGUUCUUACAGUCUGGGUAUUACAACAAGUUUGUGUGGCUGUCGACUCCCAGGUUUUGUUGAAUGUGUGAGGAAGUUUCACUUCGGUGGACAAAUGCUGAAGAACAGAGAUUUAAGAAUAUUGUAUGCUGAAAAACAGAGAUUUUGGGUAUUGCUCCAAAGAAUGUUGAUAGAUGAUGAAUCAGAAUUCUUACGUUCUGGGUAUUACUCCAAAGAAUGUUGAUAUGGUACAUUUUCUAUGCCUAGUUAUAUUCCAAAUCUACUUGCAUGGCUGGUAAAAACCCAAUAGUAUCAUUGUUAACUUCAGUGCUUCUCGUGGAUAUUUCUUGUUGAAGGAGAUCGAUCAGAUAUAGAUCUCUUCUUUUCGUAGUCCUCUGCAUCACUCUUCCCCUCAUCUUCACCAUUACAUGUUCUUACGGAUUGACCCGACUUGUGUCAGAUCGAAUUGGUUUACACUAGCAUUGGGUCGGGUCGGGCCCAUAUAUUGAGCGGGCUGCUUAGGUUGCAGCCUUUAUAUGUAAUCAUAAGCAUUUUAUGGACGAUCGGUUGUCGCUUAUGCUGAACAACCAAUUUUAGUACGUACUGCUUUGAUGUCAAUUAAACCCAUCCCUAUUAUUAUUUAUUUAUGGAUCUCUAACCCAUUUUAGACAACUUGGCUGUUGUUUAAAACGUAUUUAAUUUAAAAAAGCAGAAAGUAGAAAGUUUCAAACUCCAACGCCUGGGAACUUCCCAAAAAAAAAAAAAACACUUGGGAAGUCGUUUAGAGAGAGAGAGAGGGAGAGGGAGAGGGGUCUAAGGAUUCGGGAUGUUAAAAUAUUGGGCUGCGCGCCGUGUCCCUCCCAUCUGCGCUUAAUUUCACUUCCUUCCAAAUUUUUGUUCUUUGGAUCUCCACAAUGUUUGCAGAUUAGCCCGUGUAACAGAACUUAGUGGAUCUUUUACACGGCAUGAAGCUCUCCUGCACAAGUUGCUUCUCUUCAUCAUCAGGAACGGACGUGAGCAGGCGCGAAGAACAAGAUCAAGGUAAUUUCCGGGUGUUCUCUUAUAACGAACUAAGAUCUGCCACUACCGACUUCCAUCCCUCGAACAAGAUUGGAGAAGGCGGCUUUGGGUCUGUCUACAAGGGCCGGCUGCGAGAUGACUCAUUCGUGGCUGUAAAAGUGCUCUCAAUCGAACUCGACUCGAUGCGAGGUGAGCGAGAGUUUAUAGCUGAAAUAGCAUCACUUUCCGACAUCAAACAUGAAAAUCUCGUUACCCUUCGAGGAUGUUGUGUUGAUGGAGCUAAUAGAUAUGUUGUCUACGACUACAUGGAAAACAACAGCCUUGCCCACAUCUUACAUGGUGGAGAGCAGAAGAGGCUGAGCUUUAGUUGGGAAGCAAGGAGGGAUAUUUCGCUAGGAGUGGCUCGAGCACUAUCCUUUCUACUUGAGGAGUCUGAACCCCACAUUAUCCACAGAGAUAUUAAGCCCAGCAAUAUACUUCUUGACAAGAAAUUCACACCAAAAGUCUCCGAUUUUGGUUUAUCAAAGCUACUCAGAGAUAACCGUACCCAUGUUAGUACUCGUGUUGCAGGGACAUUAGGGUAUCUUGCUCCAGAAUAUGCCAUCAGCGGACAUUUGACACGAAAAUCAGAUGUUUACAGCUUCGGAGUGCUGCUCUUAGAGAUCGUCAGCGGGCGGCCUGCCGUGGAUUUCCGCGUUGACUAUAAGGAUCAGCUGCUAGUUCAGAAGGCAUGGGAAGCCUACAAGGCUACAGAACUUAUAAACUUGGUGGAUCCGAAACUCGAAAGGAACUUUCCGGAGGCAGAAGCCGUCAAAUUCUUAAAGGUGGGACUGCUGUGUGCGCAAGAAAACUUGAGGCUCCGGCCACUGAUGUCGGAGGUAGUCAAGAUGUUGACAAGUGAGACGGAUCUCCUAGAUGUUCAGAUUUCAGAACCUGGGAAAGUUUCAGAUUUCUCGAAUAUUAGAACGCGGCAAACGCCAUUGUCGGAGGUGUCAAGUUCCUCUUCUGGGAUAUCCAAUAUGUGGAGUACUUCGGUAAAUCUUGGCAGAUGAAAGCAAAUGUUCUAAUGGGGGGCAGGAGAUCACAGUUGAGCAUUCCGAUCGAUAGGAACAAAGAAAAUAUUAAUGGGUAUGUUCGUUAGGGUACGAUCAGAUUAUUUGUUCAAACUCCAAUUAAGAUUAAGCUCACAGUAAGCAUCAUCAGGCCACCUAUGAACAUGCUUUUUUGACGGCCAUCACACUGGUUCUUGCUUGCGUGUGCGUGUGUUAUUUAAUUUGUUCAUGGAAGGCCAGUCCUCGAA
Messenger RNA from Carya illinoinensis, 2553 nucleotides. Its product is annotated as putative serine/threonine-protein kinase. The transcript is spliced from 6 exons. Gene Ontology annotation, molecular function: ATP binding; protein kinase activity. Lineage: Eukaryota; Viridiplantae; Streptophyta; Magnoliopsida; Fagales; Juglandaceae. The coding region runs from base 1199 to 2305 and encodes 368 amino acids. The record is from RefSeq and is a predicted model, not a curated record. Gene Ontology annotation, biological process: protein phosphorylation.